This is a messenger RNA of Labrus mixtus (cuckoo wrasse), 2597 nucleotides long. Its product is annotated as zinc finger protein 391-like. The transcript has 2 exons. Lineage: Eukaryota; Metazoa; Chordata; Actinopteri; Labriformes; Labridae. The record is from RefSeq and is a predicted model, not a curated record. Gene Ontology annotation, molecular function: DNA-binding transcription factor activity; RNA polymerase II cis-regulatory region sequence-specific DNA binding. The coding region runs from base 112 to 1575 and encodes 487 amino acids. Gene Ontology annotation, biological process: regulation of transcription by RNA polymerase II.
CUCCAAGCUAAUGAACUGGAAUGAGCUGGAACUAGCGACAAAGCUCAAAUCAGAUACCGGGUUUUAAAUGAUGUAUGUGUGUGAAUAAAAAGCUUCUGUCCGUGUGUGAAAAUGUCUAAAGUCCAAAUACUGAGAUCAUUCGUCAACCAGAGACUGACUGCUGCUGCUGAAGAGAUAUUUGAUCUGUUUGAAAGAACCAUAGCAGAGUAUGAGGAGGAAAUCUGUCGAUCAAAAGAGGAAAAUGAGCGACAACACAGACUGCUGGAUGCCGUUUUCAAACCUGAAGUCCGCUUACACAGAUUAGAGGUCCAGCAGCUGUUGUCGGGUGAAGAAGAGGUUCCCUCUGAGCAGCAAGAGAGGGGCUCCAGUCUGGACCAGGAGGACCCACCAGAACCAUCACAGAUCAAAGAGGACCAGGAGGAACUCUGGAGCAGUCAGGAGGGAGAGCAGCUCCAAGGACCAGAGGAGGCUCAUAUCAGCAUGUUUGUAUUCACUCCUGUCCCUGUGAAGAGAGAAGAAGAUGAUGAAGAGGAACCUCAGUCCUCACAGCUUCAUGAAAUCCAAACUGAAGAGAGGAGAGACACAGAGCAUUUGAAAGCAGACGCCUACGGGGAGGACUGUGGAGGACCAGAACCAGACGGAGACUUUAAUCCAGACAGUCGUUUACAGCCAGUUACUCCUGACAAGACUUCACACUCUGACUCUGAGGACAAUAACAGUCUUUGUGAUUGGGAGGAGACCUUUAAAACUCUUUCAAUUUUCAACCCUCUGCAAAACACAGCAGUGACUGUGAGUGAUAUUGAUCGUGGUCCUGAAAGAACAUCUUUAAGCUCCUCUGAAUGUGCUACACGAUUUGGGCAAAGGGAACAUCCACAUGGAAUCAGAGGUAUAAAAAAAGGAGACAAACCACUGAGUUGCUCAUUUUGUGGUAAAAGAUAUAUGCGGAGAGCCUUCCUAAGAAAACAUUUGAAAUGUCACUCGGAGGAGAAUUGUUUCAGCUGCUCCAUUUGUCAAAAAAGUUUUAAAUUAAGAGGAAUGCUUCUGGCACACAUGAGAAUCCACACAGAAGAGAAACCCUUCAGUUCCUCUGUCGGUGGUACAAGGUUCUCAGUAAAGUCAAAUUUAAACUCAGACUUAAAUACUCACACAGGAGGAAAACUUCAUGCCUGUAAAGUUUGUAAAAUGAGUUUUAAUCACAUCAGAGAUUUGUUUGACCACGCAGGAAUCCAUACAGGGAGGAAAUGCACUUGUUCAGUGUGUGGCAAAAAAAUGCACAUGUACUCUGUGAAGAGACACAUGAGAACCCACACGGGAGAGAAACGCGUGACUUGUUCCCUUUGCGGGAAGAGAUUUGCAGAACAUGGAGAUCUCAAACGCCAUUUGUAUAUCCACAGUGGAGAGAAAGCCUAUAGUUGUUCAGUUUGUGGGAAAAGCUUCACACGGAAAGGAAACGUGAAACGCCACUCUUACGUCCACACGGGAGAGAAACCGUAUGGUUGCAGUGUUUGUAAUAAAAGAUUCACACAGAUCGGAGGCCUAAAAAAACACAAAUGUUGUGUUUUUACCUUCUCUUAGAAUCUAGAAGGAGAUAAAUAUAUUUCUUUAUUCAUGUAUUUGAGGCUUUUAUCCAAAGCGACGAACAUCAGAGAGUAAGAAAGACACAUGCAAGGAUCUAGAGAGGAAGAGACAACGUUAGGAAGUGCAAAUGAAUAGCUUUAAGUCUGAUCGGGAAGUGACCAGAGGCAGAGCACUUUUUUUUAUUUUUUAUAAUUAAAGUUAAUAUAUCGUCACCACCAACAACAACAUCGACAGCUCAUGAAAGUCUCAGAGCUUCCCUAAACAUGUGUGUGAAGUUUCUUGGUGUAAAUCCACUCUGAUCCUGUAUUUGAUCAUGCCUAUAAACCCCUCUAUUUCAGCCCUGCUCAGAACAGGCUGUUUCUGUGUCUGUACCUUUAAAUGUAAAUGAGCUGUGUCUGACCACGCCCCCUCUCUGGAAGGGCUUGGGUGUCUCGGGCUUUCUCCCUCCAUGUCCUAUUGUUUACAGUGAGAGGGCAGACUCAGAGGGCAGAACAAACACCUAGCUGUGGCAGUGUCACCCACCUGGGGGAGGGGUUACUGCCCUUUAAGAUAAGAUAAUCCUUUAUUUAUCCCACAACGGGGAAAUUUAUGAUGUCAUGAAGGGAAAAUCUCCAAACGGCCUGUUUGAGCACAUAUUUUCUUAAAAGUGGAGCAGGCAAAGGACGGAGAGGAUGGACUUUUCUCAUCAUUGGGGGGUUUGUAGACAGACUAGGGACACAUAUUAGUGUCAGAGGAGCAUGGUGAAGUGGAUUAUACAGAAUAUUCGACCUUUAAGUAAAUCUACUUACUUGUGGGAUGACUUGUCUAUUGCUCUCCACUGUUUUCAACGCCAUGGAUAACUGAUAACCUUGUCAAAAAAUAGUUCAGUAUAAGUUUGAAGAAUGUGCCGACACUAUGAAAAGAUGUGUGACUUAACUGUUUUAUAUCUAACAUGAACAGAUCACAUAGAGAGAGUUGAUUUCAUCUUGAUACUGUUUAUCAUUCGACAUAUUUCUCCCCUUUUAUCCUAUUUGAAUAAG